AUGCUGUAUCCUGAGAGAGACAUUCAGGCAAUGUGGAGGGUUUUCAACAAGAUAUCGCUUGCAGUCUCUGCCAUAAACACAAUGUACUAUGUAGACAGAAGAUGGGGCAUAUUCAACUACAUCGAGUAUCUUGCCAUUCUGAUCAUAUUCCUGUUUUUAGUAAAAGACAAGUACAUUAAAAAACAGAAAAAAGAGGACAAAAUACUCCCCAUAUACCUUCUGCACAUUUUAUUUGUUGCUCCUCUCUUUCACAACGCGUUCUGUGGAGUUGGCUGUCUCUUUGCGCUCGGCCUUGUCUUGUGUGCUUUUUCGUUCUUUCCAUUCCACAUUAACAAGAUAGCAAGGAUACUCUCCUGUCUCUGUUUUACGUCAAAGAUAGAGCUGAUAGAGUCUGCAAAUGGGUUUGUUAUUGUUUCCAUAGUGGGAAUGUAUGCGAUAAACAAGUACUGGAGCGUAGAAGUGUACAAGCUACGCGCGGUUUCUCUGGCCAUUAACAUUGUGUGCAGCAAUCUUGCAGGGCCGCCUUUUGCGAGAAGUGUAGCAAUUUGGGAGCUGUUUUGCACGGUUAUAUCUCCGCUGGUUGUGAUACUGGUUUAUCAAAAAAAACACAAGAUACAGCUGCAGAGAAAGAAGCUCAUAAAGAGCAGGAAAAAAAGAUAUCUCUUCAAAGAAGAAGACAGUCUAGCCCCCUUGGAUGGGAUAUGCUCACUUAAGGAGUCUCCUGUACAUAGUAUAGCACAAGAAAUAAAGAGCUAG
Molecule: messenger RNA, 756 nt
Organism: Nematocida minor
Lineage: Eukaryota; Fungi; Microsporidia
Exons: 1
Coding region: 1-756 (251 amino acids)
Source: RefSeq, a predicted model, not a curated record